This is a messenger RNA of Penicillium angulare, 2610 nucleotides long. RefSeq names its product Zn(II)2Cys6 transcription factor. Gene Ontology annotation, biological process: regulation of DNA-templated transcription; DNA-templated transcription. Gene Ontology annotation, molecular function: DNA binding; DNA-binding transcription factor activity, RNA polymerase II-specific; zinc ion binding. NCBI's taxonomy places the organism in Eukaryota, Fungi, Ascomycota, Eurotiomycetes, Eurotiales, Aspergillaceae. Bases 1 to 2610 code for a protein of 869 amino acids. The record is from RefSeq and is a predicted model, not a curated record. The transcript has 4 exons.
AUGACGAUGGAGGAUCCGCCUAAGAUUCAGCCAGGAAAUGGUGUUGCUGCCCAGGCCGAAAUUCGAUCUCAACUUCCCGCCCGUCCCUCGCUCGCUCCUUCUACCGCACCUUCCGCCACCGAGACGGCGUCGACGAUCGGAGGAGGAAAUUCAGUCGCAGAAUCGAGGGCUCCUUCAAAUGCUAAAGUUGCCAUUCCACGCAGCAGAGGAGGAAUCGCCCCGCGAUAUAACCGUCGGGUGCCUCGGGCUUGCGAAUCCUGUCGCCAGCGCAAGACGAAGUGCAGUGGCGAUACACCUAUUUGUCGCCAGUGUCGUGAGUUAAGGGUGACAUGUAACUAUCCUGUUGGUUGGAAGGAAAGGACGAAAAAGCAGGUUGACAAACUUACGGAGAAAGCCCAUGACUAUGAAGCCCUGUUGAAAGACUUGGGAAGUAUUGUGGAGACUCGCACUGCAGACCGGAUCAAAAGCUUGCUGGACAAGCAUGGUUUGGAUGUGGAGUACUCAUCAAACAGCAAUCCGUCUCACUCCGUUACGCCCCAGGAUGAUAUUGUAGAACCAGACGAGCUGAGCUCACCAUCAUCGAUUGGCUCGCUUGAAGCGAUCGAUCGAGUGCAAGAGGAUCUAAAUCGAAACGAAAAUUCUCGAGCCACGGGGUAUAUGGGGAAGAAUUCCGAGGUGACCUGGAUGCAACGGCUCCAGAGAGAAGCAGAACACCGAUCACAGGGAUUACCGGGAUCUCUAGAGCCAGGACAAAGCAAAAGACAAGAUGACGACCUUGCCCUCCACGCCGUCAACUACCAUUUGGAUGACUUGGAUAUCUCCGUCCCUGGCCCGAUCGAGAUGUAUGCUGUGCCAUCUCGGGAGCUAGCUGACCACUACUUUGAAGAUUACUUACGGACUGUUCACCCAUUCUUUCCGAUAAUUAAUCAGCCUCUAUUUACUGCACAGUAUAAGACGUUCUUUGACAGUAACGCACAGCCUGGUGACAAAUGGCUUGCCAUCUUGAACAUGAUCUUUGCCAUCGGAUCCAAGCACUGCCAUCUCAUUGAAGCACCAUGGGCUGGGGAUGACAAAGACCACUUGAUGUUUCUGACUCGAGCCAGGUUCCUCAGUAUGAAUGGUGAUGUCUUAUUCAGUCAUCCUGAUCUCCAGCAGGUCCAGGUUGAAGGCUUGAUUGCCUUCUACCUGCUUUCCUCGGAUCAAAUCAACCGGGCAUGGAAAAUUUCCGCACUGGCUAUUCGGUCUGCCAUUACCCUAGGUAUCAAUAUGAAGAAUAGCAGCCCCACGACGCCAAAUAUCUCCAAAGAGGCUCGGUACCGUGUGUGGUGGUGUCUCUACACCUUCGAACAUCUGUUGGGUAUCAUGACUGGCCGAGCCACUUGUAUUCUGGAUGGAGUUUGCACCACACCUUUGCCGCUUCCGUUCGAAGAGGACACACUCACAGAGCCAGCUGCUGCUGAAUUAUUAAACAAUUCAGUAGUCCGGGAUGAACGCAUCAACAAAGUGAUGGCGAGUGCUUGGGUUCGACACAUGCCCCUCAACCCCACUGGUGGGAAAGAACCCACCGACGCAGCCCGUUUUCGGGACAAUUCGUGGGUGAGAAGCUUACCCGCCAGCUCCGGCCUUUGCCACCUCUACUAUUGCGACUUGGCCGUAGUUGUUCAGGAAAUCGUCAAUAAAGUGUACUCGGUGGAUUGUGUGAUGGUCCCCUGGGCUCACAUUGAGAAUCGAAUUGGCGAAUUGAGGUCUCGUAUCGACCUUUGGUAUCAUAGUCUUCCAGACACACUCGACUUUACCAAGAAGGAGGAUGAAGGUCCCGACAGACUUCGUUAUAAGUUAGCUCUUGCAUUUCACUACUACAGUGCGCGUAUCACAUUGGGACGGCCUUGCCUCUGCCGGCGCGAUGCGCAGAAGAAGAGUCCUUCUGAGCGCUCCACCUUCAGCCACGACAUGGCAGAGCUAACUCUGGAGUCUGCCAAUCUCAUGCUCGAUCUCAUCCCCGAUGAGCCUAAUGGUAUUCAACUCUACGAAAUUUCCCCGUGGUGGUGUAUUCUACACUAUCUCAUGCAAGCAGCGACUGUUCUCCUCCUGGAGUUGUCCUUCGGUUGUGUUCACAAGCCAGAGAACGAAAAGCUCUUCAUCGUUCUAGCCAAAAAGGCAAUCCGAUGGCUUUUCUCCAUGUCCGAGCAUAGCAUUGCUUCUCGGCGUGCCUGGCAACUAUGUGAUGUUAGUCUCCGCCGCUUAGCUACUGGCAUGAAGUUCGAUGUCAGCGAUAUGCCUGAGCACACUUAUCAGGCUGCUCCUACCUCCACCCUCUCAAUUGAACAGCCACACGAGGCCGUACAAAACAUUACACCCUCUGCAACGGGCCUCUGGAAUCCACUGCUGGAAGACCUGUCAUUAGCUGGCCAAGACCCCGAGUUUGGCACAGAUCAUUAUUAUAACAGUUACCCAAGUUUUUCGGAUGUUCCAACGUCAGACCCCAUGGCCGCUAUCAAUGACUCUCAAAUGACGGACGAUCUGUAUUUCCCAUAUGAUCCCAUCAGCGGUGAAUUCAUCCGCUCGUUCUUCCCAUACUCGAAUGAAGAACAGAACUGGAACCAGACUUGA